GAAUAUUUGGUUUAAUAAUUUUUGUUCACAUGUCGGAAAUCAAGAAGUAUAAUACCUAUGUACAUAUAUAUUUUUUUUUCUUUUUGUGACUCUCUCUUACUAAAAGCAAUGAUCUUAGUUAUUUUUAAGUGCCCUCUUCAGUUAAUUUGUAGAAGUCUUUAAAAGAGCUAUCUCAGGGUUAAUUCACUCAUUCAACAAAUAACUGUAUGUCUAUGUUCCAGGCUCUGGGAUAGGGGCUGGGAGUAAGGUGGUGGGUGAAACAGACCUUGAUUGUGUCUCAUGGAGCUUAAACACAAUGAACAAGUAAAAAUACAAAGAAAUUUAGAGUUACAAAUUUUUAUUUGCUAUAAAGGAAAAGAAGACAGUACUAUGAAAGAAUAAUAGGGAGAUCUAUUUUAGGCUGAGGGGUCAGGGAAGUACCCUGAGACAUACGGAGGAUUAGAUGGUGCCAGUCAAAGGGGAAGGAGAGCGUUGCAGGCAGAGGGGACAAUGUGUGCACAGCCCAUGAGGAAAGAAAGAGUUUGCUUGGUACAAGGAAGGGCAAGAAGGCCAGUGGGAUAGAAGAGUGGUAAGUGAGGUGGGGAAGGAUAGGAGAUGACAUCUAGGAAGAAGAGAGCAACCAGUUCACAUGGGAGAUUGUAGGCCACGUUAAGGAGUUUGAAUUUUAUUCAGGAAGUAGUUGAAUGGUUCUGAGGAUUUUAACAGAGGAAAUGACAGGAUCUGAUAUAAACUUUAAAAAGGUCAUGUUGGCUACUUCAGAAAGAUUGAUGUAUGGAAGUGAGGUAGAAUUAGAACCAAGAUGACCAUUCAGGAGGCUUUUGCACUUGCUUGAGUGAGCAGUGAUGGUAGUGUGGACUAAGGUACACAGUGGAAAACCAAUAAGGUGAAUAGAUUUGGGAUUGUUUUGGAGAUGUGGUAUAAUGACUAAGAGUGUAUGCUCUAAAGCCGAACUGACUAGGCUAGAAUACUAAUUCCCCCUCUUACUAGCUGUAUGAUCACAGGCAAAUUAGCUUCUCAAUGCCACCAUUUCCUUAGUAGUAAAAUGGAAAUAAUAAUAGGAAUCAUCUGAUAGAGUUGUUAUGAAAAUCGAAUGAGUUAAUAAUGCUCUAUAUGCAUCAUAAGAGCACCUGGCACAUAGUGAAUGCUUUAAUAAGUGGUGUUGGAAUUAUUUUUACGACUUAAAUAAGCAGGUUUUGGUGAUGGUUUGGAUCUUGUUUUGGACAGGUUAGUUUGAGAUGUGCGUGAGAUAUCCAAAUGGAGAUGUGAGGCAGCUGGAAUCUGGUGCUCAGAGUAGUGUCCUGGGCCAGAGAUAGAGAUUGCGUUCAAGAUCAAACUAAAAUUUCCUGGAUAAAUUUGCAAAACAGUCAGCACUUGGAAAUAAUUCACCCUUGUCCUAGAUUGGCCAGUGGGAUAUCAAAACAAUUCAGUGACUCUGACUUUCCUUGGAGAGGUGGCAGAUGUGGCAAAGAGUGUGGAAAUUGUCAUCAAACAGACAAUCCUUUGGAUUUUGCUCUCCCAUUUACCAAUUGGGUGACCAUGAACAAAGUGUUGGCGAUAGAUUCAAUGGGUGGGAGAGGAGGAAUCAUGGACAACUCCUAGGUUUCUGUCUUGAGUGCCAUAUAGUUUGUCGGGCCAGUUCCUGGGAUGGAGGAAAGUGGAAAGAAACAUGUUUCUCAAAGCCUCAGCCUCCUCAGCUAUAUCUUCCUCAUAGGUGAGGACCUGAAAGAAUGUACUUGAAAUGCCUAGCAUAGUACCUGGUGCAUGGUGGAGGCUCGGUAAUGCUUUUCUCGUAUGCUUUGGGCUCUGCUCCACUUCUUGCCUCAACUGUAAGCAUCUCCACCACUCCGACUAGAUUUGCUUCCAUUUUUAGAUUAAGAUGUAAGAUAGGAACAGUGAGGUGACAGAGCAGGGCCAGGACUAGGGUGAGGUGACUGAGGCACUUGCCUUCGGCACCAAAAAACUAAUAACAAUAAAUAUUAUUUUAAUGCAAUAUUUUGAAAAAUUAAAAUCACUGCAAAAACAUCCAAGAUGAAUAAAAUACUAUAUUUUUGAUAAAGACAGGAUAAGUUGUACUGAUUUCUUCUUUUGCCUCAAGCUCUGGUGCUCAGUGUGGCACUGUGACGAGGUGAAACGAAAGAAAAAAAAUCUUCCACCCCUGGGCCCCCAGCACUGUUUCUCAUUUCUUCGAAAGUUGGUAGCUAAGAGCCAGUCAGCAGACUUGUGUACGCCAGUGACCUCUAGAUGCUAAAGAACGUGUUCUAACGUGUCUUGUGAUACUGGGUACACUUAAGAUUGGGGUUUGAGGCAUCUACUGGCCCAGCCCCUGGCCUCUUUCUAUCAGUUACAAUGUGGGAAUUGGAGCUAGUUUCCUGGGUUCGCCCCACCUCAGUCAAUGCAGCCCCUCGUGACCCUGGAACUGUUGAGCAAACACCAAGUGAAAUAACCCGAUGCUCUAUUAAAGGCUGGGGUUUAAAGGUCAGCUUUGUGCUUAUCGGCUGCUAGUCUGAUUCCCUCCCUAAAUGACUCUCAGGGCGUUUUGUGCUUGCAGUAUGGACUGAGAAGAUGAGCAUUGCCGCUCAGAGCGGGGAGGGACUGGAUUUGGAAGGAGCUGUCAUUGCCAACAGGAAAACAGCAGGUCAGGAGCAGGCGGAAGAUGAAUGGAGGUCCCCCGGCAAGGAAUGCUUCCUUCUGAAUUUGACUUAGAAAUCUAAAGAUCUGCGGUUUCCCUCCCAUGGCCGUCCUGCGUGGGUGCCAAGUUCCACACGUGAUUUAAUGGAUCAGAAGGAGAUAUCAGUGAAAAAAAGGGUCCAGAAUGAUUACUAACCUAUGACUCCCAACAGUAUGACAGAAAAUGGCCUUCCAGCCUGGGACAAAUCGAAACACUGUCCAGACCGAGAACACGACUGGAAGCUAGUAGGAAUGUCUGAAGCCUGCCUACAGAGGAAGAGCCAUUCGGAGAGGCGCAGCACGUUGAAAAAUGAACAGUCGUCACCACAUCUCAUCCAGGCCACUUGGACUAGCUCAAUAUUCCAUCUGGACCAUGAAGAUGUGAACGAUCAGAAUGUCCCCAGUGCCCGGAGCUUCCAAACGGAGGAAAAGAAAUGUAAAGGGUACAUCCCGAGUUACUUAGACAAGGACGAGCUAUGUGUAGUGUGUGGUGACAAGGCUACGGGGUAUCACUACCGCUGCAUCACGUGUGAAGGCUGCAAGGGUUUCUUUAGAAGAACCAUUCAGAAAAAUCUCCAUCCAUCGUAUUCCUGUAAAUAUGAAGGAAAAUGUGUCAUAGACAAAGUUACACGAAAUCAGUGCCAGGAAUGUCGCUUUAAAAAAUGCAUCUAUGUUGGCAUGGCAACAGAUUUGGUACUGGAUGACAGCAAGCGGCUGGCAAAGAGGAAGCUGAUAGAGGAGAACCGGGAGAAGAGACGACGGGAAGAGCUGCAGAAAUCCAUCGGGCAUAAGCCGGAGCCCACGGACGAGGAGUGGGAGCUCAUCAAAACCGUCACCGAAGCCCAUGUCGCCACCAAUGCCCAAGGCAGCCACUGGAAGCAGAAACGGAAAUUUCUGCCAGAAGAUAUUGGACAAGCACCAAUAGUAAAUGCCCCAGAAGGUGGAAAGGUUGACUUGGAAGCCUUCAGCCAUUUUACAAAAAUCAUCACACCAGCAAUUACAAGAGUGGUGGACUUUGCCAAAAAGUUGCCUAUGUUUUGUGAGCUGCCAUGUGAAGACCAGAUCAUCCUCCUCAAAGGCUGCUGCAUGGAAAUCAUGUCUCUUCGCGCGGCUGUGCGCUACGACCCAGAAAGUGAGACUUUAACCCUGAAUGGGGAAAUGGCAGUGACACGGGGCCAGCUGAAAAAUGGGGGUCUAGGGGUGGUGUCGGAUGCCAUCUUUGACCUGGGCAUGUCGCUGUCUUCUUUCAACCUGGAUGACACUGAAGUAGCUCUCCUUCAGGCUGUCCUGCUGAUGUCUUCAGAUCGCCCAGGGCUUGCCUGUGUUGAGAGGAUAGAAAAAUACCAAGAUAGUUUCCUGCUGGCCUUUGAACACUAUAUCAAUUACCGAAAACAUCACGUGACACACUUUUGGCCAAAACUCCUGAUGAAGGUGACAGACCUGCGGAUGAUUGGAGCCUGCCAUGCCAGCCGCUUCCUGCACAUGAAGGUGGAAUGCCCCACGGAACUCUUCCCCCCGUUGUUCUUGGAAGUGUUCGAAGAUUAGAUUGACUGAAUUCAUUCUCAUAAUUCCCACAGCACUACUGGGUGUCAUUUCAUUCCAUUGCCUAGCUCUUUUUUGUUUGUUCCUUUGUUGCUUUGUGUUGGGAGGGAUUGUUUGGGGAUAAAAGAAGGUAGUCCUUGGCAUAGACAUGGAUGAAAUUGCCCCUCAAAUGCGGGUACUUGUAACUAUUGCAUUUUGUUCUCCAGUCCUUUGAUGUGAAUGCUUUGAAGGUUUUACAGUUGUGGAGGUGGGGGUGGGGACAAUCAUUAAUUCACCAGCAACAAGCCAUCACCAGCUCCCAUCUGUCCCUGGUCAGAGACUCAAGCAAGCAAAAUGGCACAGCAGAAGACUAAAGAAGCCUUAAAAUCAACAUAAUAUGGUCAUCUUGAUCCAAUCCUGCUUUUUGCAGGGCUCAAGUUAGCAGGGCACACACCACCUUUGGUUAGAUGUGGGUUUUCAACUUUCUAGGGAAAGGUCUCAACAAAUUUUUAUCUGUUCAAGAGCAUGAUGUUUUCAGCAGUCUUCAUUCUCUCCUAGCAGCAUAACUUGGAAUGUACAGGAAUAUUUGUUCCCAAAAUAUCAAUUUUUAUAAUCGUAUGAUUGAAUUCAAAUCAUACAAGGGUGUGACUCAAAGAUGGGCAGGUAUUUGACUGAAACCAACAAGGAAAACAAUUUUCUUCAGUGAGCCCAAAGAAAUUAGAAAUCUUCACCAAUGUCAGUGAUUCAACAGUUUCCAAAAAUUCACAUAGUAUUACCUCAUAGGAGGAAGGCUUCUUUACAGCUUAGGCUCAGAGAAAAAUUUCCACAGAAAUCAAACCUAUUUACAAAGCAUCAUCACUUUUCAAUGACAUCUGAUCUGUCAUCUCCCAAACUCCUGAAGUUAUUUAUCCUGAUUGCAUCUUUGCUAAGCUGACAACAGAUUUCCCUACGGAUCAAAUCUUCUAAUCAAGGAGAAAGAACAAGCUGAAAUUUGAGACUUGUUCUGGAGGAAUUCUAAGGAGAGAUUAAGGUGGUUAUAUUCUGGGUUGAAGGAAAUGCCGUGUUCUGAGAGCCCCCUGCAUGGACUGAUGGUUUGGGGAUGCUUCCUUCUGGUCUUAGAUCCUCAAGCUCUUUGCUCUACUCACAAAUACUGUCUAGUCCCCUUUUCCCUCUGACUCUGAGGCUGGACUGUCGCUAAACAAAGACUGACCCACUCCGUCCCUCUUAUAUCAUUGCCCUGACAUAUAUUCAACAGUCCUGCCGCCAUGUACACGAACCCUCACUCACCUUCCCUGCCCAGCCCUCCUCCCCAAUGGCAAACACUGGAGUAGCUUGUGCUCGGAAAAUAAAUGGUAACCCUUGAUCCCUUCAGUGUCAGAAAAUGGGCAAAGAAUAUUCCCAUGCAAUUGAAUGUAUCUCAUUCUUCACUGGAUAGUAGUCAUAAACUAUUCCUUUGCUUGCCUUGUACUGCCUUAUCCUGGAAAUAUUGGGGAAAAUAAGCCAUAUCAGUAAGAUUUACCUAAAAACAAAAGAAUGAAAGUCACUGUGAAAACCAAGUGGACUAAUUUUUUUUAAUUGGCCCAGAAGUCAGGGUGCAUAAGUUCUAGUUUGUGCUCUGUCGACUUGUAGAUUUGUGACUUUGGGUCUUGGUUUUCUCACCUGGUGAAUAAGUCAUGAACUCUAAAAUCCUUCCCAUCCUUAAUAUUGUACUAAUUUCAAGGGGGGGAGAACCUGGUUCUUUUGAUUAUUUCUUUCAUAUUCAAAUUUCUAGCUUUAUUAGACAAAAAUUAUGUCCCUCUUAACAGUUAAGAAAAGUAUAUUUAGUAUUCAUUCAAAAUAAGAAUUUGACGUACUAAUCAACUUUAGAGAAAUGCAGCAUGGCCUUGGAAAAAGGAGAUGAACAGCAUUGGAAACAAUCUGGGAGGAAAAUGAUAUGUUUAAUGCACUGAAACAAUUAUACUGGCUUCUGGGGAAAAGGAAAAAGAACAUCACUAUGGAACUUGCUAACCAGAGAAAGGAAGUAGGUGAAGAGAUUAAAGUUAUAAACAUGAAGUUCUUGGGUAGAUUACCUGCUUUGACUUUAUCUACAGACAGUUUUUUUGGUUUUCUUCUCUCUAGACAGCCCUCUAGCCCGUCUCCUUAAGUCUGUGCUUUAUUAACAUCUCAGCUCCCUCUCUUGUUGAAGAACUACUCCUUCAAACAUGACCGCUUCAUCAAUCACCUUCUAGUUCCAGAAUAACUAAGCUUUGCGGUGUGGAGCAAGCUUUCCCUCAGAAGGGAAGGAGAGGAAGGCAAACAGGUGGGCACUGGAGGGUUCAUAGACUCCUUGGGCAUCAAGAUGUCCCGGGAAAGUUUCCUCAAUUUGUCAGAGAUUCCCCAGUACAUCAGACACUCCCAGAUUUGAAUGUAUGGACAGAGCCUGUUCUUAAGGUACAUUGGGAUGCUUUGACAAUUAACUAUGAUUGGGCAUUGGCCAAAUGGUACAGUCUAUCUACAGUAAUCCAGCCAGCCCCACAUAAAUUUAUGUUUGGUCCUCGGCUCCUUGAAUGAUUGCCCUAAACAGGCAAACCGCUGAUCUAAAAAUCUUGUUGAAGGCUGAAUACUUGAAGCUGAGUAGGACAUGCCUUAAAGUACUUUAGGUUGAAAGGAAAGGCUAUAAGGACUCAAAGGCUCCUGACCCCAGUGGUCGAAGUGACUCGUUUCUUCUGUAACUGAGGUACGUAGUGCAUCUCAAGACUCCAUCUCAUAAAACUUGAUUAGGAGGGAUUUGCUUUGGAUUAUUUUUUUAACUUUUUUUCUUAUAUUGUCUGAACUUUCAGACCAAGUGUGGACUUGAUUGAAACCCCUCACAGCGGGGAGAUAGCCCAGCAGAGGAGAACACACCUGUACAACUGGGAUUCUUAUUUAUAAAUCACUUAACUUUUCGAGAUGAGUGGUGUGGGGUGGGGAGGGUGUCUUCAUAACCCUCAAGUGUACUUUACUCUUCAAUUUAGACGUGCAGUAUUUCCAGAAAUAGUGAAAAAAGUAAGAUCUUUUCUUCUUUAUGAUUCUGCUCAAAACACCAUGUGCCGCCUCAGAGCUUUUUCUAGUCAAAUGAGCCUCAGUCCUCAAUGACGCGCUUGCCGUGUUGAUGCCUCAGCCCAGUGCUGUCCCCUCACCUGUGCCCCGAGUGACACCUCUUCCAUUGGCAGCAUGGUCAUCGAGUGGACCACCAGGCUCAGCUCUGCUCCAGCAACGCCAUUCUCAUUGCUCUUCCGUGAACAGGUGUGCAAGCCUUGGCCCCUCCUCAAUACUAACCCCCAACCCCCACAGACUCAGGCUCCACGCAACUGCUGAGCACACUCAAAGCAUGUCAUUGUCAGUGAUACAUUUUUAUUCUACGGAACUCUAACCUAUUCGUGUCAUAUUGACCUUUUGCUGCAUGAGUCAUAAAUUAUGAAAUCGGUCUUAUGGUUUUUUGAAAUGUAGCCAGCGUUUGUAAGGCUAAACCUUUUUCAUAAACUGAAUUUAAGUAAAUAACCAAGCCACAGUUCCUCUCCAAAAGGGGAGUGCUUACGGACAUUUGAAUCUCUUUGCCCUUUCCACCGGCUAUGGCACCACGUUCUAAAAUAAGCUUGUAAUUUUUCCUGUUAUUUUAAUAAUAUGGAAAUAUUAGCAUAGUGUUUCUUUUGAUAGUGAUAGACUAUAAUCCAUAUUUAAAUUUUAUAGAGAAGAAAUUUUAUUGUACUGUGAUGUAGAUAUUUAUUAUCCAGGUAAGGAUUUGCCCGGUGUGUAUUUUUUACAAUUGAAACAUUUUACUUUAAUCUUUAAAAAAAAAAGUACAUUAAAAACACAAACAAAAAAACAGACUGGGGGGGGGGAAAAAAAGGUUUGGCCUUAUCACAGAAUUUUUACUGUGCUGUAUAAAUGUUUGCAAAUGCAAAAAGUGUGCAUUUCUAGUGUGUUUCCACAUUAAUUAAUGCCGCCUUCAAAAGCAAUAUCGUGCAGGUAAAACGCUGUUUGUGGCUUUCUGUUGCACAGUUGAAGCUGACCCACCUUAUGCACAAGACAAUCAAAUGUAAAUCUGUCGUCCUCAGGAUGCAGAUAAUAGUCAUGUAAAUUAUGGAGCACAAUGUAAGACAAAAGAAGACACUCUGCUUAAUUACACAUGCAUUGUUGACAUAGAAGAUACCAGGGCAUGAAUGAGCUGACAUUAUGCCACUUUUUUCUUUUGGUUCUUCCUAAAUAACUUGGCAUUUUUCAUUUGAUUAUAGAGCCAAAUUAGUUCUCCAUGCCUUCUUCAGAGAAAACACCUUUUUCCCCCCAUAACAUUUUCAUGCCCUGUGAAUCAGGAAAAUACUACAGAAUAGGAAAAGAUUUACAGUCAUCAGAAGAUUUGUUUUGCAAACAGUGUUAAGUGAUAUUGCUAGACUGGUAAUAUUUUCUUUCAGCCUAAAACUCUGUUGAAAUCUGUGAUCAAAAUGUUUUAAACUCUCUGAAAAGAAAAUUUGUAUAUUUGGGAAAAAUGGAUUUUUACAUAGCUUUUGUAUGCAGAUAUUAAAUUGUAAUUAUGAAUAUAGUGGGCAUAGAUAAACUCAUAAGCUUCAAUUCUAAAAAAGAAAAAAAAGAAAAAGCUUAUAAUGGAUAUA
This is a messenger RNA of Equus caballus (horse), 8816 nucleotides long. It is a transcript of the gene THRB, whose product is annotated as thyroid hormone receptor beta. Gene Ontology annotation, biological process: positive regulation of transcription by RNA polymerase II; cell differentiation; negative regulation of transcription by RNA polymerase II. The record is from RefSeq and is a predicted model, not a curated record. NCBI's taxonomy places the organism in Eukaryota, Metazoa, Chordata, Mammalia, Perissodactyla, Equidae. Gene Ontology annotation, molecular function: zinc ion binding; nuclear receptor activity; RNA polymerase II cis-regulatory region sequence-specific DNA binding.